Molecule: messenger RNA, 2115 nt
Organism: Aspergillus melleus
Lineage: Eukaryota; Fungi; Ascomycota; Eurotiomycetes; Eurotiales; Aspergillaceae
Gene: GUT2
Product: glycerol-3-phosphate dehydrogenase GUT2
Exons: 4
Coding region: 1-2115 (704 amino acids)
Biological process (GO): glycerol-3-phosphate metabolic process
Cellular component (GO): glycerol-3-phosphate dehydrogenase (FAD) complex; mitochondrion
Molecular function (GO): glycerol-3-phosphate dehydrogenase (quinone) activity
Source: RefSeq, a predicted model, not a curated record
AUGGCCGCUCGUCAUUCUCGCAAACUUUUGCGACCUCUUCUCUACACAUCCGCUGCAGCUGCCGCGGGAGCGGGUGUUCUAUAUGUAUCAUAUCGUCCACGUAAUAUCCCCGGCUCCGAAGCCCCCGCAGUUCCUCCCCCAGGUUAUCACGAGGGCAAGCUUGUACCACCGAGCUUCCCAACCAUUAAGUCACGGUUAGAACAGAUACAAGACCUGAAGCGCAGUGCGUCCGGAAACAGUGCCGACGAGUAUGAUUUGCUUGUCAUUGGCGCCGGUGCCACUGGCUCCGGCAUCGCCCUUGAUGCGGCGACACGUGGGUUGAAAGUGGCCAUUGUUGAGAGAGACGAUUUCAGUGCUGGAACGAGCAGCAAGAGUACAAAACUGGUGCACGGCGGUGUUCGCUACCUGGAGAAGGCUGUGUGGGAGCUGGAUUACAACCAGUAUGCGCUUGUGAAGGAGGCACUAAGGGAACGAAAGUAUUUCCUGAACACGGCGCCUCAUCUUUCGCAGUGGCUUCCCAUCAUGGUUCCUGUGCAGAAGUGGUGGCAGGCUCCCUAUUUUUGGGCUGGCACGAAAUUCUAUGACUUCUUGGCCGGGGCUGAAGGAAUUGAAAGCUCCUAUUUCCUCCCCAAAAGCAAGGCUAUCGAUGCUUUCCCCAUGUUGAGGAAGGACAACCUCAUCGGUGCCAUGGUUUACUACGAUGGUGCGCACAACGACUCUCGGAUGAAUGUUUCCCUUGCGAUGACGGCCGCCCUGUAUGGUGGGACUGUUGUCAAUCACAUGCAGGUCACCGGUUUGACCAAGGAUGCAUCGGGUAAAUUGAACGGCGCACAGCUCAAAGACGUGAUCACCGAAAGAAAUGGACAAGAGCCGGAGCAAAUUACCGUUAAGGCGAAGGGCAUCAUCAACGCGACAGGCCCCUUCACCGAUUCAAUCAGAAAAAUGGACGACCAGGAGGUAGAGGAGAUUGUGGCUCCUAGCGCUGGUGUCCAUGUCAUUCUUCCAGGCUACUAUAGUCCUUCAGACAUGGGUCUCAUUGAUCCCUCCACGUCUGACGGCCGUGUCAUCUUCUUCCUCCCGUGGCAGGGCAACACCAUCGCUGGUACUACCGACCAGCCCACAGAUAUUACGGCACAGCCGGAGCCAUCGGAGCAUGACAUUAACUGGAUCCUUAAGGAAGUUCGUGGCUAUCUGGCUCCCGACAUCAACGUUGAGCGGAGCGAUGUCCUCGCCGCUUGGUCUGGAAUCCGACCCCUCGUCCGUGAUCCCAAGGUGAAGAGUUCUCAGGCGCUGGUUCGCAACCAUCUUAUCUCCGUUUCCCCCUCUGGCCUCUUAACGUGCGCUGGUGGUAAAUGGACAACUUACCGUCAGAUGGCGGAAGAAGCAGUGGAUGAAGCCGUUGAAGUUUUCGGCCUCAAGACUCGGGCCGUGAGCGACUCUCCGGACAUCAGCGGUGUUGGUGGGAGUGGAUUGGUUGCCGAUGGUGCUGUUCUGGAUGGAAGCUGCCAGACUCACCAGGUGCGGUUGAUUGGAGCCCACGGCUUUUCCAAGACCCUUUUCAUCAACCUCAUCCAGCACUUUGGACUGGAGACCGACGUCGCUCAGCACCUUACGCAAUCGUACGGAGACCGAGCCUGGCAGGUUGCGGCCUUGUCUUCGCCCACAAACGCCCGGUUCCCCGUUCGCGGAAACCGGAUCUCGACCCUGUACCCCUUCGUUGAUGGUGAAAUUCGCUAUGCUGUCCGCCACGAGUAUGCCCAAACGGCAGUUGACGUAAUCGCUCGUCGAACCCGCUUGGCGUUCCUUAAUGCGGAAGCCGCGCUCGAAGCUCUUCCCAGCGUUAUCGAUCUGAUGGGCGAAGAACUUCAAUGGGACAACAACCGAAAGGACGUUGAGUGGAAGGAUAGCGUCCACUUCCUCUCGUCGAUGGGCCUCCCCAAGAACAUGCUCGCUCUCUCCCGAGCAGAGGUUGAGUCUGGUCGGGUCAGGGAUGUAGACAUUGCCGAGCACAAGACGUCGCCCCGGACCAGCCCCCCGGCCGACGUGCUUGAUGGCGACAUUCGCCCGGAAACUCCCACCAAGCUGAUCGGUAACGACUCUGCCGCUAACAAAUAA